This is a messenger RNA of Rubroshorea leprosula, 1463 nucleotides long. NCBI's taxonomy places the organism in Eukaryota, Viridiplantae, Streptophyta, Magnoliopsida, Malvales, Dipterocarpaceae. The record is from the annotation of a GenBank genome assembly.
AGAAAGAUUAAUCCCCAAUGGCGAUUAGCAGGAAACGGAAAGCCGACGAACUCCUGUCGUCCCCAGCCGCAAUAACCUGUGUGCUGCCGUCCCCAGAUUUCUUCCGAACGCUCCCGCCCCAAGCGCAUGAACAGGACAACCUGGACUAUUUCGAAGCAUUCCAUGUCAAACGUCGCAAUGUAAUGAAAUCCCCCUUCCAAGAUACGAAGUGGCCUCGUCUCCAGCUGGACUACAAGUUCCUCACCGACUUCGUUACUGAUCCCAGAUGCAGUACUUCCUUCAGCCGCCCUGUAAUUCUUAAGAUACUGGAUCUUUUUGAAUCGGAGGAUGAGAGGGAAAGGGUCGCAUUGGCUACCCUUUUGAAGGGAAUCUACGAUCGAUUUCCGGAGCAUAGAGUAUUCAUCAGGAAAUCAGUCUACGAUAUAUUCUGCCAAUUCAAUUGUUCCAGUGAUUCGAAGCACAAUGGGAUUCCAGAGCUGCUAACUUUCUUGAAAGAUGUCAUCGGAAAACGUGGAUCUCUGUGUCUAGAAGACGAGUUUAGGGUUUUGCUUCUCCGAUCGCUGAUUCCCCUCUACAAAUCGAAGUGGCUUGUCAUGUUUUAUCCUUAUUUGAGAAACUGCAUCGCGGAAUUCAAUGUGAAAGAUCGGAAGAUUGCCGAUUCUGUUACUCAGGGGAUGCUGAGGUACUGGCCGAAGCAGGCAAGUUCCAGGGAGUACUUUUUCCUGGAUGCAGCAGAGUGUUUUCUUAUAGAGGCGAAGUUAUCCACCGACUUUAGCAGCUCCGUGGUGGGUUUGUUGGAAAAGAUUGCUGGGAGCUUGAAGAGUCUUCAGUUCAAUGUCGCAGAAAAAGCUCUGUCCUUACUGGAUGUCAAUGGAGGCCUUGGAAUCCUGACAAAGAAGAAUUUCAAGUUCAUAUUGCAGAUUGUGUAUUCGAGGCUGAAGGAAGUUGCUGCUAAGCAUUGGCGGCCGAGAACGAAGGAGUUGGCUGUGAAAAUUAACACGGCAUUGAAGGCAGUUGAUCCUGUGUUCUAUGACGAUUGCUAUAUUGCUUCCCUGUUGUGUGAAGAGGAUGAAGCAGGUAUGGAAUGGUUGGCUUUGGCGCGGGAGGAAAGAUGGAAGCAAUUGGAAGGGAUGGCUGCUGCAAGAAAGGAUUGGACUGGAUUGUCGAUAAAUUUCAGGCAGGAACUCUGUAAUUAGGUUCUAUGCUGUUCAUGAACACUAGGUGCUUUUUGUGAGAUUAGGUGUAGAGGGAGCUUCUAUUGAAGCAGCGAAUGUUAGAAACUCUUAGUAUGUUUGUUUGUUUAUAUUUUUCUGGAAAUACUGAAAUUUCUCUCAGAUUUUGAAUUUUCUACUUGAAGUCUCCCCCCUUUUUUUUUUGGCUACAAAUUCUUAAAUUUGAUGCAGGACAUGGUUAUCCAUUAAUUGACAAGGUUUAAAUUAUGGUAAUCAAACAAUUUUUUUGGC